CAAGCAAGCAUACAAAUAUUAAAAAUUUGUCACUAAAUGUGUUUGUGGUAAAUAAAAUAGCUAACGAAAAAUGGGAAAAACAUUGUUUUGUGCACUUUUCAGUGUGAAACACUAUCUAAGUUUUUUUUCUUGAUAGAGAAUAGAUUGUUUCCUGAAGUUUGGUACGAUCAGCUGUUACAAACAUGGAUUUUAAAGAGCUGUUGAAUAUCGCUGAUCAUAAUAAAGCCGUGGCUUCUUCUGAGGCUUCUUUAAAGAUGUACAGCAGUAAUCUUCCUCCUCCAAAGAAAGUGUCAAAGUCUGGAGUCCUGUCCUCGGGCGUAAAAGCUUUUAUAGAAAAACAGAAAGCUGAGCAACGAAGAAUCGAAUCUGAAGCUCGUAAGAAAAAGGAAGAACUUCUGGCUUUGCGUGCUCAAAAUUCUAAAAACAAUAAAAAAGCUAAAAUCAUGGCUUCUCGCACAAAAGAUAAUGAUUUUAGCAGAAUUAAACUUACUGAUGACGAAAUUGAAGCCAAGAAAAAACGGGAAGCUGAAAUUGUACGACAGAAUUUAGCAAAUAAGGUUGAACGAAUGAAAGCCCGCAUUGAGAUGGAGGAAAGAGAAAAGUUGCUCCCAAAAAAGAGAAAACGGAAAUCAAAGCAUGGAGAAGAAGAACUUGAUAAUCACGUUCAUCAAGUUGAAGAACCAGUGCAAAGUUUGACCUCAAAGAAUAAUACUAAGAAUGUACCUAAUAAAAAUGAUGUUCGUAAGCCACGUCCUCCACCACCUCCUUCAAUGAGUUUUGCAGAACUUCUUAAGGUUGCAGAACAGAAGCAAUAUGAGCCAGUUAAAAUUACAGUUAAAAAAGAAGAAGAGAAGUUGAUGACUAAAAAAGAGAAAAAACUCAUGGAGGAAGAGCGAGCUAGAUUACACAGAAAGCAGCAAAAGCUACAAGAACAGUUAGCAAAUGAGAUGAGACCUCCAAAAAGAACUCCAUCUACACCAGUUAUAAAGAAAAAGGUUUCCCAAAAAAGUGUGGAAUCAGCUACUAAACAACCAGUUGUAAUCCAUGUUGAAAAGAGCGCAAGUGUGAAACAAGCUCCUGAAUCUGCCAAGGUUAAAUUUUCAAAAAAUAGCAUUGAAUCAAAUAAGAGCAAUCAAAAUGGCAAAGUUUUGCCCAAUAAAACUCAAAAACUUGACCAAAAUCUUGCCAAAAAACUGCCAGACAAAGGAAAUAGAAUUACAGUGAAUCCAGAAUCAAACAGGAAGUUGACUCUUAUUAAAGAUAAUGAUAAUUUAUUUAACGACAAUCCUAUUACUGCGAAGCAAGCAGUACCUGGUAAAAAUAAAAUAACUAGUAUGAAUUCAUCCCAUUUACCUUCUAAUGUACCACCAACUCCAUCUGUGGAUGUUGCCAAAUUAGAAAGAGAACUCAAAGAAAAGCUAGAAAAACAAAUUGAGAAAGAAUUGGAAGCAAAAUUAGCUGCUAAAUUUGCUGCUAAAUUUGGUUUCUUGCAGAAGCAAAAAGCUCUUGCUGACCAAAAAUCAUCUUCAAAUAGACUACCUGACAAACCAAAAAUAAGUGUGCCUCAAAACAGACCGAUUCCAGUUAGUAAAAGUAUGGACCAAAAAAAUGCAAGGAGAGAAUUUGAGCAAUUCAUGGCAUUCAAACAAGCUAAAGCUCGAAAAGAACAAAAGAAAGCUUUCCACCCUAAUCCAUAUUUAGAUCCACCUCGAAGAUUGUUGGAACCACAACUGCAGCGUAAACCAUCAUCAAACUAUAGAAUAGAAAGUGAUGAAGAAGAUGAUGAUGAUGAUGACAUGAGUGAUUUCAUUGACGAUGGAUCACAAAAUGAUGAGGAUUAUUCAAAAUACAUACAAGAAAUUUUUGGCUAUGAUAAAAGCAGGUAUGAAGAUGAUGAUGACGAUGAAGUUAUGGAAUCUAGUUAUAGUCAAGUUCAGCAAGAAGAAGUUAGAAGUGCAAAACUUGGUUAUCUAGAAGAUUUGGAAGAAGAAAGAAAAUUGAGAGAAGAAGAAAAAAGGAAAAAAAUGAAAAAGAAAAUCAAAAGAUAACAUUUACUAGGUUGGAUAUAUUUAUUCCUAUGGAAUUAAAGAAAAUAAUUAUUUAAAUGAGUUGACAGAUUAUAUAAAUUUAUAUAAAUGUAUCUAUUUUUAGGUUAUAUUUGUGUGAAUGGUUUCAUUUGUAAGGCAAUACAUGAACCUCUACAUGUAUCAAAUAGACAGCUUUUAAAACUGUUUUUGCGUCAUAUUUUAAAAAUAUGAUUGAAAGUUUGCAUGAUAUUUUAUAAACAGAGGCCUACAUAAAAUAAUUCAUUUUGAAUUAUUUUGUGAAGUUUUGUUCUACACAUAAAAUUAUUUGAGGAGUGAAAUAACAAUCAAAAUAUAUUUAUGUGUAUUAUUCACUCUUAUGUACCUUGUAUGAGUAGUUUGGCUGUUAAAUUUAUCUCAUUACAUAUUGUUAUGCAAUAUCAGAAGUAAUACUUAAGCUUAACGAAAGUUUCUUUUGUUUUGUUUUGCUGUGGUUUGAAAAAAAAAUCAAGAAUUCUCUCUCUUUCUCUUUUGUUGCACUAACUGAUAUUGUAUAUGCUUCUUAAAUAGACAAUGCAAUGUGUUAAGCACCUAUGGUAUCUUAAAAAUGUUGUUGCAACCUCUCAUAUCGAAACUUAAUUAUAAGAAAACUUUCCACAUCAGAAAAGAUGAUGUGGAAAAAUACUUCAUGUUGGAAAUGUACUUAAUUGUUCCCAGUUAAGCACAGUAAAAUUUUCCAAACAAAGACCAACAUUAGGAA
Uloborus diversus is the source of this 2784-nucleotide messenger RNA. Its product is annotated as protein SPT2 homolog. Gene Ontology annotation, biological process: regulation of DNA-templated transcription; nucleosome assembly. The record is from RefSeq and is a predicted model, not a curated record. Lineage: Eukaryota; Metazoa; Arthropoda; Arachnida; Araneae; Uloboridae. Gene Ontology annotation, cellular component: nucleolus. Gene Ontology annotation, molecular function: histone binding; DNA binding. The transcript has 6 exons. The coding region runs from base 183 to 2048 and encodes 621 amino acids.